This is a messenger RNA of Rhinopithecus roxellana (golden snub-nosed monkey), 6385 nucleotides long. It is a transcript of the gene UBASH3B, whose product is annotated as ubiquitin associated and SH3 domain containing B. Gene Ontology annotation, cellular component: cytoplasm. Gene Ontology annotation, biological process: negative regulation of bone resorption; negative regulation of protein kinase activity; collagen-activated tyrosine kinase receptor signaling pathway. Gene Ontology annotation, molecular function: protein tyrosine phosphatase activity; protein binding. The coding region runs from base 239 to 1789 and encodes 516 amino acids. Lineage: Eukaryota; Metazoa; Chordata; Mammalia; Primates; Cercopithecidae. The transcript is spliced from 13 exons. The record is from RefSeq and is a predicted model, not a curated record.
ACAAAAAGCCUUGGCAUCCACGGGAGGAAGAAGUGUUCAGGCAGCAUGUGACUGGUUAUUCUCCCACGUCGGUGACCCCUUCCUGGAUGACCCCCUGCCCCGGGAGUACGUCCUCUACCUCCGUCCCACUGGCCCCUUAGCACAGAAGCUUUCCGACUUUUGGCAGCAGUCGAAGCAGAUCUGCGGGAAGAACAAGGCACACAACAUCUUUCCCCACAUCACACUCUGCCAGUUCUUUAUGUGCGAGGACAGCAAGGUGGAUGCCCUGGGGGAAGCUCUGCAGACCACGGUCAGUCGCUGGAAAUGUAAGUUCUCGGCCCCGCUGCCCCUGGAGCUCUAUACGUCCUCCAACUUCAUUGGCCUCUUCGUAAAGGAAGACAGUGCGGAGGUCCUCAAGAAGUUUGCUGCUGACUUUGCUGCAGAGGCUGCAUCCAAAACCGAAGUGCAUGUGGAACCUCAUAAGAAGCAGCUACAUGUGACCCUGGCUUACCACUUCCAAGCCAGCCACCUACCCACCCUAGAGAAACUGGCCCAGAACAUUGACGUCAAGCUAGGGUGUGACUGGGUGGCUACCAUAUUUUCUCGGGAUAUCCGAUUUGCUAACCAUGAGACAUUACAGGUCAUCUACCCCUAUACCCCACAAAAUGAUGACGAGCUGGAGCUGGUCCCCGGGGACUUCAUCUUCAUGUCUCCAAUGGAGCAGACCAGCACCAGCGAGGGUUGGAUCUAUGGCACGUCCUUAACCACCGGCUGCUCUGGGCUCCUGCCUGAGAAUUACAUUACCAAGGCUGAUGAAUGCAGCACCUGGAUAUUUCAUGGUUCUUAUUCAAUCUUAAAUACAUCAUCGUCCAACUCUCUCACAUUUGGGGAUGGAGUAUUGGAGAGGCGGCCGUAUGAGGACCAGGGGCUCGGGGAGACGACUCCUCUUACUAUCAUCUGCCAGCCCAUGCAGCCGCUGAGGGUCAACAGCCAGCCCGGCCCCCAGAAGCGAUGCCUCUUUGUGUGUCGGCAUGGUGAGAGGAUGGAUGUUGUGUUUGGGAAGUACUGGCUGUCCCAGUGCUUCGAUGCCAAAGGCCGCUACAUCCGGAGCAACCUGAACAUGCCUCAUAGUUUACCUCAGCGGAGUGGUGGUUUCAGAGAUUACGAGAAAGAUGCUCCCAUCACUGUGUUUGGAUGCAUGCAAGCGAGACUAGUGGGCGAAGCCUUAUUAGAGAGCAGUACCAUUAUCGAUCAUGUCUACUGCUCCCCGUCCCUUCGCUGCGUUCAGACUGCUCACAAUAUCUUGAAAGGUUUACAACAAGAAAAUCACUUGAAGAUCCGUGUAGAGCCCGGCUUAUUUGAGUGGACAAAAUGGGUUGCUGGGAGCACGUUACCUGCAUGGAUACCUCCAUCGGAGUUAGCUGCAGCCAACCUGAGUGUUGAUACAACCUACAGACCUCACAUUCCAGUCAGCAAAUUAGUUGUUUCAGAAUCCUAUGAUACUUAUAUCAGUAGAAGUUUCCAAGUAACAAAAGAAAUAAUAAGUGAAUGUAAAAGUAAAGGAAAUAACAUCCUGAUUGUGGCCCACGCAUCUUCCCUUGAAGCUUGUACCUGCCAACUUCAGGGCCUGUCACCUCAGAACUCCAAGGACUUCGUACAAAUGGUCCGAAAGAUCCCAUAUCUGGGAUUUUGUUCCUGUGAAGAAUUAGGAGAAACUGGAAUAUGGCAGCUGACAGAUCCACCAAUCCUUCCUCUUACCCAUGGACCAACUGGGGGCUUCAACUGGAGAGAGACCUUGCUUCAAGAAUAAACCACACCAGUGAACAAGAUGGAAAGGCCUUUUGGAAACGUGUCUUUGUGUGUGUUUAAAAAUCCACACCACAUUCUAAGUGGACAGCUCAGAAUAAUUUAGCAUUUCCUUUCACACUUAAAGUUCUUAAGAUGAGACUGUGUAAAUGAGAGAAAGACUUGAUUCAGAGGAAAAAAAAAAUGUGUUCUCUCUGGACUCUUGCCUAGCUCACAAGGCUUUGGAGAAUUGUCUCCCUAACUUGGGGCACCUGCUACAGAAGAGAAUGUUUCGUUCCUUCCAGGUAUGCACAGCUAAGGGGCCUCAUUCCUCCCAGAGGGAGCUGCUGGCCCGCUCUAAGGGGUACAAGAGGAAGGAGUGUGCCCAGACCAGCUGGGGGAGCAUUGAAAGGGCAGUUUGGGGAUGGAAUUUUUUUUUUUUUUGAUCUCCAUUUUCCAGUUAGGCAGAGCCAAGCUGAGGAAUCCUUUUAAGAUUAUUAGAAAACAUGCCCUGAAGAGAGUUGUUCUUAGGUUACACGUGAAAUCCUACCCUCAUAGCCCCCAUACACCAGUGUUGCUGGCUGAAGACACCUGCUUAAGGAUGCUAAGUUACCCUGGUACUGCCACAUUCUCUCUACAGCAGCUGGCCCUUCUUGCUACAGCCCUUCCCACCCCCUUGCUUCUGUGAAAUGGGGAGACAAAGCACUUUUGCUCUCCAAAGCACUUUUGGAUACUCAGGAGGAAAGAUAAGAUACGUGUUUGAAGUAUUCAAUCAUAGGAGCAAAGAACUUGCAAAAUAUGAAGUGACUUGGAAUUACCCGUGUUGUAGCCUAAUGUGCUACUGCAUUUCUAAAUCACCAAUAUUUGCUUGUCUUUGCCUAGGGGCAAAGCCUAGACUCUAGACUCAUAGUCUAGCCUCUAGACUAUGUUAACUAGUUAAGGAUGUUACAUUUUGAAAGGAUGUAUGUUAGAUAUAUUACUUGCAGCAAGAAGUUCACUCUGUGCAAUAUGGACGUGUUUGCAAACCAUACCAAGGGUCAGGUUGCUGUACACUUACAGUACAUGUCAACCAUAACAGAACAUCCACAAAUGCAUCAGUUAUACCAGGGAUGUAUAGUAAGUCAGGGAACUAAUAUAAAUGAUGACAGUCAUGGCUGCACUGCUACUUGUGCUGUCGUUUUGUUUUUCUAUGAUAAUUUAAAAUAUAUAGGUAGGGCUACUUGAGGAAAUUUGGAGAGCCACAUUCUGUGGUUUCUCAUUAUACUUACUUCCUGCCUUUAGAGGGAGUUUAUUUAAAAGAAAAAUGAAUGACAAUCAAACCAAAUCAUCAGUUAUCAAUAUCUGUUUAAUUGUGUGACUAUCUGACUGUUGAUGGCCACAGACGAUGGUCUCCUAUGGUAUAGUUCACUCUGUAGAAGAUGUAUGCAAAGUGAAAUGCCAGCCCUUUAAAGAAACAGUAGUUAGUGUAAAAUGAAUGUUUGUAUGUUGCAGUAACAUUGGCUGUGUUUUAAAACUCAGAUGCAUAAAACGUGAGGUAUAUAAAAAUAGAUCUAUGCCUGUAUUUGAAACUACAACUUGAUAACCCCUAGAAAGAAGAGGACAUGAAAGGAUACUGGCUAUAUAUGUUAAUCAGCAAAAGGAUUAUAGUUGUUUUGUUCUGUUUUUAGAGACAGGGUCUCACUAUACUGCUUAGGCUAGUCUUGAACUCCUGGGCUCAAGCGAUCCUCCUGCCUCUGUCUCCCAAAGUGCUAGGAUUACAGGUGUGAGACACCACACCUGGCCCAUAGUUGUAUUUUUUUAGGUCACUUAGAAAAAUAUGUCAUGCAUUUUACAUUUUGAGAAACAAAUCAUGGUUUCUUCUAGCAUUGCACAAACAUUGACCCAGCUUCUGGGUAUGGAAAUAACCCUGUGGUGACAUGUUAAUAUAAAAUGUUGGAGGGGAAUAUUCCCAGUAAAGGUCUUAAAAGAAAAGUCACAUUACAGCUAAUGUAAUGGCCCUACCAUUCAUUCUUCUGGUAUUUGUGAUGAAGUGAAUCCACUGUUUAAUCAGAUCCAUAAUCUUUAACAAAUUCACCACAAAUUUUUUGUGGGCGUUGAGUGCUUGAAUGCCUCACCUUGAAACUGUAGCAUUGUAUUCUGGGCAGUAUCUGUAAUGUAUGAAAUAGAGUCUGGAAUAGGUUAUCCACUCUAUCUCUCUAGGUUAUCUUAGUCAUAUGAUGACCUGAUAAAUCUGUCUGACUAGGCUACAAUCCAUUGUUCUUAGUCCAAUAUGGACACUGCCUUAGGCAAUGGUCUAUAUAAACAAAAGGAGAUAGAGAUCUGAAAUAAUUUUCUGAAUAAUUUAGGUGGAAAACAAGAAAGAGUUUAUUUCUCUGCUUUCAAUUUCAUUAUUUCAAAUUGCUUAUCAAAAUGGCCCAAAAGAUCUGGAUUCACAUUAAGUUCUCCUUGCACACUUACCUACUUAAAAAACUAAACUUGCACUGCAACUGAGAAAUUAUUUGGAAAUCAUGUGGAAUCUAUGUAUAAUCAAAGAAACAGACAACUAUAUUACUCAAUUUCAUAUACAUCCAAAAAGUGUAGGCUAAUAUUGUACAUAACCUGAGUUGCAGCUGGUUCUUUUUGAUCUGAAGCUGAUGCUUAUUAGGACAAAUGAUGUCUGGGGAGAGGAGAAGGAAGGAAGGGCAAGGAAGGAAUUGACAGAUAAGAAGCAAAUGGUUUCUUGUACAGAAUUUUGUUUUAAUGUAGAAAGUUAUUUGAAAUGAACUAGGUGAAAUGAAAUUAACUGAAGGUUUUAAUCUGGGAUUGAAAGCCUGAAACCGUUUCCUGCUUCUACAAGUGUGCCACAUCAAUCCGGUAAUGCCCCAGUGGUAGUCACAGAUAGAACUUUGUUUCCUGUGAUUUUAAAAUACCGCAUCUGUUCCUCCAUGGACGAGAGUAAUUGGCACAUUUUAAUGCAUAAGCUGGGGGUUUCAUUUUCCCAGGCUCUCUUCACCAUCACUGCAUUGGUAGCUAGGAGCUUAUUGCUUCACCCCAGUAUGGAGUUCAGAUUACAGUGUUUUCCAUGACAUUUAGAUUCAUAGAAUCUGAAUGGCUGAUUAAAUGGCCAUCUGAUGGCUGAAAGAGGGGGGUAUUUUUCACUCUGUAGUGAAAGGCUUGGAGGAGUUUCUACUUUUUAUUUUAAUUAUACUUUAACCAAAGAAUUAUUUUAAAGUAACCUUAUAUUUGAAAGAUGAUUUUGCAAAAAAUAAAAAAUAAAAAAUAAUGUCUCCUGGAGUGAUGUCUGUUUGGUAAAUCAUUGUUGAUAAUUUCCUUGUUAGUGGUAUUUGGAAUGCAUAUAGAUUGUCCUGUCAUUGUGUGAGCACUACCAUAAAUGUAUCUUUUCCACUCAACUAGCUGUAUUCGUAUUAAAAUGAAGUCUGUUAUUUCAGUUACCUAGUGUCCUUGGGAACUAAUUGAACAGCUACAGUAAGAGAGGUUCCUAUCUCAUUGCCUUUGUGGAAAGGCUUCCCUAUGUGGUAAAAGAAAGGCAUUCCUCCGUAACCUAGGCACUCUGCAAGUCCAGUGUUUAAUUUCAAAGCAGUGAUGAAUUGCUCUUUUGAAAUUACUCUAAGUAAUCCAUGUGUUAGAAUACAGAUGAACCUCCGUUUGAUUUCACAGGCUUCAGCACAGACAACUGUUACUGAGUCUGCACGAACUUAGAUAAUGAGGUGCAGGGUUAUUUGCAUUUAAAUUGUAAUCCAGCACACGUGUGAGAAAGAAGAGGCGCUAGUCUAAAAGGCUGCCUUGCAGGGAGAGAUGAGACAGGCGGAGGAGGGUGGGGUAAGGAGCGAUUUAACAUCUAUUUAGGUUAAUGUUCACUUUACAAAGGUGAUGGGGAUAUUUUGUUAGGUGAUAGCAAAUGCUUUUCAUUUUUAAACAUAGGAUUAAAAUUGGAUUUGCUUCUCUUUAAUACUUCAACAUAUUGAAUUUUCCUAGGAAAGUGACUAGCUAUAAUGAAAAUUCAAGGGAAAGGGGAAAAAAUUGUCUGUAAAUGCAGAUGAAAUAACUUCAUUUUAAAAUACAAAUAAUAGUAGGUUUGGUGUAUGUAGGUUUAAAAUUAUAGUGAUGAGUAGUCAAACUUAAUAUACAAUCAGUUCUUACAAAUAUUUUACACUUAGCUGCCAUUACACAACAAAUUGGAAUUUUGCAGCUGUUCAACUAUCAUGGACUCUGUACAGGAUAGAUGUGUAUAAUGGGAAAUAUGUACUGCUUCUUUCUUUGAUUGCCACUCAAGAUGGAAACACCAUGCCAAGGCAUUUUGGUUAUACACAGAUCAUUCUAAACCUGUUAUUUUGGAGAGGUAUAUUGGUUUCUUUCUCAUUUAUAAGGCUAUUGUAUUUUUUUUCUAUGUGAUUCAGGUGUAUUUAUUUGAAGAAUAUUUGUAAUUAUUGGAAAACCACACCUACCUGUAUUGCCAAAUUCUUUGUAAACUCUCCGUGGCAUUUGUGCUUUCCUGGCUGAGAGCUCUCCCCUGUUGAUACAGCUAUGGCACCAUUGUAAUUACAGGUGCACCUUUCAGGUGCAUCUCCAUUAAAUGGUUCAUAGAUGAUUUAAUAAAAAGAAACUUCUUAGUUGAUGCAGA